AUGUCGGGUAAAAUUACUAUGCAGUUUACUAAUAAUGAAAUAACAAAGUACAUAUUUCUAUUUUCUAUUUCGACUGCUGUAUUCGUUAGUACUAUCAGUGGUGAUUUCGUAUAUGAUGACAGAGCUGCAAUUAGCGAGAACGAUGAUGUUGCUGGUAGAUCGUCGCUGUUCUCCGUAUUCUUCCACGAUUUCUGGGGAAAUGAUAUAAGCAGUCCUGGGUCUCACAAAAGUUGGAGGCCUCUCACAACUAUUUCUUUUCGGAUCACUCAUUCCAUUUUUGGAUUCAAUUCGGCAAUAUUUCACUUUGUGAAUGUCCUCCUACACGGGAUUGCCUCUUGUUUGGUUUACCAAUUGGGAUGUUCUAGAAAACGAAUAGAUACCGUACCGUUUCUGGCUGCUCUCUUGUUUGCAGUUCAUCCUAUUCACUCAGAAGCUGUAGCUAGCAUAGUUGGCCGAGCAGAUGUUCUGUUAACAAUUUUUGUGUUGAAGUCGUUGAUUGACUUUGAGAAGAGACAGAAUGUUUUGCAUUCAUUUUUCUGGUCAGCAUUGGCUGUGGGUAGUAAGGAAUCCGGUGCAAUUCUACCAUUCCUUCAUAUUGUUCAAUUAUUCCUUCAAAAUAAGCCAAGAACAAAACUCACCAAAGUUUUUCAAUUACUUGCGAUUGGAUUAGGAAUAACUUACUUCAGACUGUUUGUCAACAACUUCCAGAAGCCACAAUUUGCGAAGUCAAGCAAUCCAUUGGCUUUCGAGAAGAACUCGUUUACACGUCUUCUCACCUUACUCUAUCUGCCUUUGUUCAACUUGCGACUGUUAUGUUUUCCUAAUACGUUGAGUUUCGAUUGGUCACUGGAGUAUAUCCAGCCGAUAGUGUCUUCAUCAGACUUCAGAAUAGCAUUGAUCAUAGUGUUUUAUACAUUGGUUACAUUGCUUUGUGGAUUAAUAGGGUUGAGAUGUUUUGAAAAGAUUUCACGAAGCAAGUUAUUGCAUUUGACUUCAUUACAAAACGGCGAUAAUCUGGAAGAUAUUUUGUUCUUCUCAUUCAUUCUACUCGUAUCAUUCUUGCCUGCCUCUAAUCUGUUCGUUUAUGUGGGAUUUGUGAUAGCCGAACGAAUUUUAUAUUUGCCUUCAGUAGCUUUCUGUUAUCUGGCUGCUGUUACUUUCGUAUUUCUUGAAAAGAAAUUCCCCAAAUACAGAGAUAUCCUGAAUGUCGCUUUUAUCGCGGCUUUAUUACUUCUGGCUCAGAGGACUAUCAGUCGGAAUGCAGAUUGGCAAACGGCAGAAGGUCUUUACCGAAGUGGUAUGAAUACCAGUCCCGCAAAAGCUCUGACCAAUUUGGGACGCGAGCUUUCUGAUAAUCCUCUAAGGCGUGAGGAAGCUCUACGAGCUUAUGAAGCAGCUUUAAAAAUUCAACCAAACAUGGCCGAUGCCUGGUAUAAUUUAGGUGUCCUAUACAAUGAGAAGAAGAAUAUGUCAAAAGCGGAAAGAUGCUAUCGUGAAGCUAUACGAUUCAGAGAAUACUUUACUCAAGCAUAUUUGAAUCUUGGAAUUCUUCUAUGGCAACAGCAGAAGCUAGAAGAUUCUCUGCAAAUUCUUCAUCGUUGCACUCUUAUUGAUGGAUUACGAACAAAAAGCCAGCGACUUCAUGAAAAAACGCAGAUCAGUUGUUGGCUACAAAUGGCUCAAAUUUAUCAAAGUGUGGCACGUGUGGAUGAGGCGAAGGCGAUCAUAGAGCAAAUUCCUGUUGUGAAGAUAACUAAUUCUGAACAGUUGAUCAAUGCAUACAAUCUGUUUGCUGAAGUGUAUGUCAAGUUGGAUGAAUCUCAGAAGGCUGAUGAGUUCUUCAUGAAAGCUUUAGCUCUUUCACCUCAAAAUGAAAAAACUUACUUGAAUCUCGCAUACUUUCGCGUAAAACAAAAUCGUUCCGAAGAUGCCGUGUCGAUAUUGGACGAGCUGGACAAACUCAAUUUCGCAUCCAAUCAGAUACUUUAUCAUAAAGCUGUUAUGCACACAAAACUGGGCAAUUGGAAGUUAGCAGAACAGCUGUUGAAAAGGAAUCUCGACAUGAAUCCCAAUCACCUCAACACUUUGAAUGCCUUAGCUUUCAUCUAUAAGGACCACAAGAGAAUGUUGGAAGCUGAAAAAUUGCUCCGUCGUGUUGUAGAACUAGAGCCAAUGUCGUCCACGAGUUAUUCCAAUUAUGGAGCCAUUUUGCAUAUUAUGGGCAAACUGGAAGACGCUGAGGUCUAUUACCUCAAAGCCAUCCAAAUGGGCCCCAAUGAUGAAGUGGCUUCUAGCAAUUUGCAAAAACUUCGACGCAGUAUGAAACUUAGGACUAAAGCUUGA
This is a messenger RNA of Auanema sp. JU1783, 2343 nucleotides long. NCBI's taxonomy places the organism in Eukaryota, Metazoa, Nematoda, Chromadorea, Rhabditida, Rhabditidae. The record is from the annotation of a GenBank genome assembly.